Hypoxylon fragiforme is the source of this 2301-nucleotide messenger RNA. RefSeq lists its product as uncharacterized. NCBI's taxonomy places the organism in Eukaryota, Fungi, Ascomycota, Sordariomycetes, Xylariales, Hypoxylaceae. The record is from RefSeq and is a predicted model, not a curated record. Bases 211 to 2262 code for a protein of 683 amino acids. Gene Ontology annotation, molecular function: protein binding. The transcript is spliced from 3 exons.
AUUUAAAUCAAAGACCAGCGUUUUUCUAAAAGUAAUGAACUUUAUAAUCUAAAAAGAAGGAAGCAAGAACAAUCCCUUAUACCUUCUCUUUGUAUAUAAUACCACCUCCUUAUUAAUGAUAAUGCGUGCCCCUUGCCCGUCAACCACAUGACGUUCAACUUAUUUAGGUAUAUAAGUUGAACUAGUUGUUCUGGAGCCCCAGUGAAAUAUAUGUUGGAUAUAUACCUACAUGUUACCUUUUCAGAGAGUAACACUUCAACUUCAGUUAACAGUAUCAACUCAACUAUCCAGGAUACCUACCUAAGUAUGAAUACCUCGAGCAAUAUGGACAUCCCAAGCAAUAGGAUGAGUCUCCAUGACUUCCCAGUGGAACUCGUUCGACAGAUAGGAAGCGAUAUAAACUCGAUGUCUCAGUUAUUCAAAUUUAGAUCGACCUGCAGGUACGCCCGCGAUGCUAUCAAUGAGUUCGAUAUUUGUACAAAAGAUACAAAAUUCCAUAUGAAAUGUUUGGCAGAGCCUUAUAGACGGCAACGCAACCACCGAAAAUAUGACAUCUUCAAAAGGAUUGAUAGAAUGGUCACGAUUAUAGAGCAUCGCAUUGAUCAGCCCUUCAUCGGGGAAGAGGAUGAUGAGUGGGAUUGGAUGGCUAGCAUGAACACUUCUUGCUAUGGUGAUAAUCGGACGCCACUCUUCCCAGUCAUGCCAGUACCAUACCUUAUCCAUGCAAUCGCAGGUGGAAAGGAUAUUGCCGAGAUCAAUAGGUGUAUCAGCGCAUAUCAGAAAGUAUUUCCCGCUGGACUUCAUGGUGAGUGGUCUUGGAGGGCGAUGGCUCCAAACUUCAUCUAUACUACUUCAUACUUUUAUGAUCGCAAUACAAUAAGACAGGAUAUUUCCGAUUGGAAACAUUUUAUAAGGUCAAUAAUCCUGGAUGAUGUCUCGUCACCAAUGGUUGUAGCCGUCGCCAAGGGAAGACUUGACGUUGUACAGGCACUUGUAAAGUGUGGAGUUAACAUGAGAGGCAGAGAUGAUCGCGCACCAUUUAAGUGUCAUUUCACACUUAGUUCGGUCCCAGAUCAUAUUGAAAACCAAAUGAUAAUUGACGGAUGGCGGAACGAUAACGCAUUUCGUAUAGCCUGCAGUAACAAACGAGAAGAUGUAGCACUGUAUAUGAUUUCCAACGGACUCGAAGUACGAUGGGCUGAUAUAUUGGCUGCCAUUGAAUUCGGAUGCUUUGAAGUUUUCGAGACUUUAUUAGAUCACCCGGUUUUCAACACGCAUCAUCGCCUAUCUAUCAUCACCCAUGCACUUCACUGGGCUGGUGAUAACAAAAUCGCGGACUAUACGAUGAUCGAUCGCCUCUUGAAGCUUGUGACCGAGCCUUACUUUGAUAAAAUACUGUGGCUAAGUUCUAAAAUUAGGGAUGGGACAUUGGGGGGUAUUCCAAAGGGACAACUGACGUAUCUUUUCAACAUGUGGAUGAAGUCAAAACACCCCGUCGCAGGGGCCCGCGAAAUUGGUCUCGACGCUUGCUCUAAAGCAAAGCAUCUCGAUAUUGUUAAAGUCAUGUUCUUACAGCCUUCGAUUAUAUCUGACUUGUUAACAGAGCAGGAAGGAGCACAAAAAGACAUGAUUAAGACGAGUAUCCUCCAUGGCUGCUACGAAGCCGUGCGAUUCUAUUCGAGCGUGCGCCCUGCACUUACGUUAAAAAUGGCUAUUCGACAAGAGAGCCUAUACGGUUCUAAAUCCAGGCCUGUGCCGAUGGUUGAUUUUAUUCUUGAUAACUGUAGUGUCUCGCCAACCCCCGAUCUCUUUGACGGCCAGCUCAAGAACCCACUGCAUUUCGCAUUGGCCACGGAAACACCCUGCAAGUAUAGGAUUCUUCGUAGUCUGCUCCUCCGUGGUGCUGACUAUACGAAUGUUCCGCGAAAGCUCAAGGACAAGCUAUACAAAGAACAUGACGAUAUAUGGCUAAGAGUCGAGCCUAACCCCCCCUUAGAAACGCCACCGGAUCUCUCUAUAUUUGAAGAGUUUCCUGAAAUCCCUUCAAUCGAAAAAUAUAACAACAGAUCCUACGCAAUGGCUUAUCUCAUCAUGGGCAAGGAAUAUUUGGAUGAAAAGAGAAAAGAACGGGAUUUGAACGGGGGAACCGGAAGAUCCUACACAAUCUUUAAUGGCUACCUAACAGGUGGUGAUUCCGAACCUGAUGAAGCAGAAGAAGAAGAAGAAGAAGAAGAAUAUCUAAUAGAUAUACAACUUCAGUAGAUAGUAGAUAGUAUACGCAAGUGCCAUCUUAUGAGUCCU